GGUCAUGGGAGUGUACCUGCUCAUGCUGAACAUGUCGCGCGCUGUCAGGGGAUGCGCUCCCACAUCCUCUGGAAAUUACACAUAUGAUUUUAUGUGAUGUCCGGACGAAAUAAAAGAAAAAAGAAAAAAAAAUCGGGAAAAACAAGUUCGGCUCAGCUGCGAAUAAUUGAAUGCGAUGAAGAAUUUGGUCUUGAUGGCGAAGUGCAUCUAAACUAUGGACGGUUGUGAUGAUACUCUGUGUCGCCUGCGGUGUGUUUAAGGCGCCAGGGCGAGGCAUCAUGCGAUCUACCUGAGCGUGAUUGUUCCACCUGGAUGUCACAGGAUGCCGGUGCAGGCAGCUCAAUGGACUGAGUUUCUAUCCUGCCCCAUCUGCUACAAUGAGUUUGACGCCUGCAGCCACAAGCCCAUCAGCCUGGGCUGCUCGCACACCGUCUGCAAGACCUGCCUGCACAAACUGCACCGCAAGGCCUGUCCUUUUGACCAGACGGUCAUUAGCACUGACAUUGAUGUGCUGCCUGUCAACUGUGCCCUCCUGCAGCUGGUGGGGGCGCCGGUUCCGGAGAGAGAGAUUGUGAGUGUGGGCAGUGUUGAAGACACAAGACAUUAUGAAGUGUGCAGGAUCUGUGUGGAGGAGCUGGCGCUGUAUCUCAAACCAAUCAGUGGAGGAAAAGGUGUAGUGAGCCUCAGUCAGAGCACGCUCAGUAGACCCAUGCAGAGGAAGCUGGUGACCCUGGUGAACUGCCAGCUGGUCGAGGAGGAGGGGCGUAUGAGGGCGGUCCGGGCGUGCAGAUCUCUGGGUGAGCGCACCGUCACUGAACUGAUCCUGCAGCACCAGAACUCCCAGCAGCUCUCCGCCAACCUAUGGGCCGCUGUGCGGGCCCGCGGCUGUCAGUUUCUAGGACCUGCCAUGCAGGAAGACGCUCUGAAGCUGCUGCUGCUGGCGCUGGAGGAUGGCUCGGCUCUCUCGCGGAAGGUUCUGGUGCUGUUUGUGGUGCAGAAACUGGAAGUGCGCUUCCCUCAGGCGUCUAAGACCAGCAUCGGUCAUGUAGUUCAGCUGCUGUACCGCGCCUCCUGCUUUAAGGUGACCAAACGUGAUGAAGACUCCUCCCUCAUGCAGCUCAAGGAGGAGUUUCGCACUUACGAAGCCCUGCGCCGUGAACACGACGCUCAGAUCGUUCACAUCGCAGUGGAAGCGGGGCUGCGCAUCUCACCGGAGCAGUGGUCAUCUCUGCUGUACGGGGAUCUCAUGCACAAAUCUCACAUGCAGUCAAUCAUAGACAAGCUUCAAUCCCCAGAAUCCUUUGCAAAGAGCGUGCAGGAGCUCACCAUAAUCCUGCAGAGAACAGGAGACCCAGCCAACCUCAACAGCCUCAGAGCUCCUCUCGAGCGGCUGGCUGGCAUCGACCACAACCCUGAUGCGGCCGCUCCGUCCUGGACAGAGCUGGAGAGCGUGUUAUUGGCUGUGAAGGUUGUUGUCCACGGUCUGGUGGAAUUCAUCCAAAACUUCAGCAAAAAGAGCAAUGAAAGCCCUCAGGCUCAGCCCAACAGCAAGUACAAGACGAGUAUGUGCAGGGACUUACGGCAGCAGGGCGGCUGUCCGAGAGGGGCCAGCUGCACCUUUGCCCACACGCAGGAGGAGCUGGAGAAACACAGAAUGAGGAAUAGGAAAGCCAGUGGGGCGGUGAGACCCUUCCCGUCAGUUCCAGUGAUUCUGCCUAAAACCGGCACCAAAGGAGCAGUCCCGGGGUCAGAGGGGAAGAACCAUGAGAAAGACGCCCAAGAGGACGUGUCUCCCACUCAGCUCAUUCCUAGAGGAGGAGACCACCAGGAGGACAGAACGCUCCCCAGUAGUGCGAACGGACUGCCUGCUGCCAGCCUAGAACAAAAUCCCAUCAGUCAGAGCCAGUCGCCUGUGAUGGCUUCGGGGGAGUGUACAGAGGACGACUGUGGUCUCCUCAAACACGGGCCUGUCCUCACGAGAGCUCCUCCUAAGAUGUUCUACUCUCAGGACCAGAGACCAUAUGACCUGUCACCCUACCACCAACCUGCCAUUUCUCCUCACAAGUCAUGCAACGCUCGCUUCCAUCGUUCCAGCAACGUCCCUGAGUCCAUGUUACCCCCGUCAUUGGGCCCUCUGUACCCUGUUCCUCCUGCAGACAGAUUAGGCCCUGGCCCGUACGGCCCACCCUCGACCUACGCCUCUGUGUCCCAUGCACACAGCAUGUACACCCCGGUCUACGACAGCCGGCGCGUGUGGAGGCCGCCGCUGUAUCCCAGGGAUGGUGGGAGGAGUAACUCUCUCCCUCCAGAGGUUUUCCAUUCCACCGUCUACCAGCCGCCCCUCCGAGAGCGCUUCAACUCGCUGGACAGCCCCUACUGCAGCACCGCGGAGCAGAGAGCGCCAAUGCACAGGGAUGCGUACACCCGUGUUCCUCUCGGCUACGAGGAACUCUGUCGCCACAAACAGGAACAGUGGGUACAUCACCACAGCAACAUGAACAGGCCCUCCCAAUCCUCGCCGGUCUUCACUGUGGAUGUGUGUCCAGAGCAUCCUGAGGGUGUAGGUGGUGGGCGUAUGACUUGUAAGUGUCAUGGUGGAGAAGAGAGUCUUGCCCACUACUCGCCCUGGUCGUGCAGCACCAUCAGCCCAUAUGAGUCAGAGCCCCACCAUUUGUCAACCCACUCCUGCUCCAAACAGCUAGACGAGGAGAGUGGCAGCAAACAGUGGCUGCACAUGUUCGAGCCCUACAGGCGACUGAAAGACGAAGAUCCCAUCAUUCCUUUUGGAGAGGGGCCCAUCAUCUCUAAAUGGGGAGCCAUCUCUCGGGCUUCCCGCACUGGUUUUCACACCACUGACCCGGUCCAAGCUACUGCAUCGCAGGGGUGCGCCGGCACCACAUCAAUCAACUUCAGAGACUAUAGAUCUCAUAUUGGUCACCGUGACCUCAGAUGGGGCCCACGUGGAUCUGAUUCUUCUAGUCACUCCAGCUUUCUAGAAAGCGAUCAGCUGGGAAUGUCAGGGCUGCAUGUAAGGCAUGAUUCCUUAUGCAGGGGGUCAAAGCAGGGCAAAGAUUUGCUGGGUAAGGAUGGGACGGAGAGUGAUCCUGACAGAGACAUCGAGCUGGAGCUGUCCGCUCUGCACAUGGAGGACACAGAGACACAGGACUGCAACUCUGAGGACUCUAUGGAAACGCAAAGCCGGUCCAAGAACAGCCGCCUCUCUACAGUCUUCUGUAAUCCAGUGGCAAGUUCUCAUUUGGAAAACAACCUGCCUGACAGAAUGGACACCCACCUUAUGAAGAAGAUAAGAAAGACCCUCUCCCCUGGAGACCUCAGUAUGGGACAGAUGUCAAUGAGGACAUGCUUGCCCAGGCCUGGAGAACCUCCGCGACCCAGUCCAGGACAUGAGAUGCUGCUAAACGGUAACUGAGGUGGGCUGAAAACACCAGUCCUCCUCAUGUUCUAAUUCCAUGGGGUCAUGCCAAGAAUCCACCAUCCUCCUUAGGUAGAAGGUAGAGUUGUCCUUAUAGGAGUCAAUCGAGGCAGCGAGACGCAGCCGAAAGCCUUCUGUAUUCAUGUGUUCUCUUCAUAAGAGCUAGCUAUGCCCUGUAAUUGUAAUCACUCAUCAUCUGUUCAGAGUCUGUUUGUUUUUCUUAAUCACUGCUUGUGGAUGAAUGUUCACGUUGAGUCACAACUCCACCUCAGGUAACUUUCGAUGUCAGCCAAUCAGAACUCUCUCCAAGCCAGGAAACCAAUUACCCAAGUCCCGUAACGCUGUACAGAAGAAACGGUUCUCGCUAGCUUUUAGCACACUGAGGAAACCACACUCUACAGUAUGAUCAUUAUAUAGCAGACUCUUCCAAUAUAUAUAUUUAUAUAUAUUAAGGAUAACCAAGGUGCUUGGAAUCUAUAGUACAUGCAUUAUUAUUAUUAUUAUUAUUACAGUGUUAGCCACUGAAAUGUUAUGUGCAUUUAUUAUUUGUUGGGCAUCAUUGUUUGAAAAAGCCAUUCAUUGAUCAUUGUUUAAAUGUAUGUGUGUGGAUUAUGGUAUAAUGUCUGGUAUCUCUAAGAGACAUUUCACAGGAAAUCAAUAUUUUGUAGAAAUAUUCAAAAGAAACAAUUCACCCAAAAAUGUAAGUUCUGUUGAGUCUGAGUCUAGACAGAGAUCAGAAGAGGGUUGAGUCUGAGUCUAUACAGAGACCAGAAGAGGGUUGAGUCUGAGUC
Molecule: messenger RNA, 4224 nt
Organism: Carassius carassius (crucian carp)
Lineage: Eukaryota; Metazoa; Chordata; Actinopteri; Cypriniformes; Cyprinidae
Gene: rc3h2
Product: ring finger and CCCH-type domains 2
Exons: 20
Coding region: 323-3430 (1035 amino acids)
Molecular function (GO): metal ion binding
Source: RefSeq, a predicted model, not a curated record